Molecule: messenger RNA, 1059 nt
Organism: Triticum turgidum subsp. durum (durum wheat)
Lineage: Eukaryota; Viridiplantae; Streptophyta; Magnoliopsida; Poales; Poaceae
Source: the annotation of a GenBank genome assembly
AUGGCCAAACCAUCCGUGGACGGCCUCGGCAAAUCCUCCCUCGAUAUGGUGGAGGACGAUGAAGUUGACAGGCUCAGUAAGUUGCCCGAUGACGUUUUGCUCAACAUUGUGGAGCGACUUGAUAUCGCUGAUGCUGCACGAGCCACCAUCCUCUCCAGACGCUGGAAGCAGAUCCCUGCUAUACUCUCAAAGAUUGUUAUAAUGGUUGCUUCUUUUCAACCCAAGCAUGAAGGUGGGAAGUUAACCUCGGAUGAUAUAGUUCGGGCCAACACCAACGUGCUGGAAGCAACGAGGAGCAUACUGGAAAAGAGGGCCGGAAGUCCACACACCAUUCACCUGCUGCGCAUGCAAUUCUACUUGGGAGACGAGUCCAUUUUCAUUGGUCGGACUGUUGCCAACACCAUAGCAACACACAAGGUUGCUUCAGUUGAGUUUACAAUCUUGACCAAGGUGCGCACAAAUUUUACCAAUAAUAACCUGCUCACUCAUGGGAGGCAGUUCAUGUCAUUCCUUGAUUCGUGUCCAAACGCAUUUGGUGGUCUUGCACGCCUCACGCUAGAGAAUUUGAGGUUAGGAGAAUCAGACUUUCCCAAAAUUUUCAGUAUAUGCAAGCAACUCGAGGUCCUCUGCCUCUACCACUGUGAUAUGGGCAUUGAGUCUUUGCUGGAAGUGGAACACUCACAACUCAGUGAACUGGUGAUUGGCCGUAGCGUGCUUAUUAAGAGGGUUGAUCUGAAGUGGGUACCAAAACUCACAGUACUGAAAUUUAAUAUGUUUCGAUCUCAAGAUGACCCCUUCUGUCUUGGCUAUGUCCCACUUCUCCAGACUGUGAGCAUCAUUAAUACUGGUUUUUCUUGGCACAAGAUGCUCAAGAUAAGUGAGUUGCUGGGUGAAACCGCCAUAAGCAACCUGCAUUUGAACUUCAAAAGUGAAAAGAUUUGGGUCAAGCCGGAAGGUCGAAGACAAUUGUUACCAGUGUUACACAAGCUAAGGCUUGUGAAUUUGAUUAACAUUUCUGAAGAAUGCGAUCUGAGUAGAGUGGGAACCAUCUGCAUCUGA